AUGAACGCGCUUGAUGAACUGAACUUCCGUCUUGGUAUUGGUCCAUCACGGCCGCGGCUGCCCAUUACACUGCAGCGAUCUGGCUAUACUCCUGUACGGCUGUUGGGAAAGGGCAGUUUCGGCAAUGCGUAUCUCGUCUAUCACGCUGAACGGAAGGAACAUUAUGUAGUCAAGCAUGUGAAUAUGUCUAGCAUGACUGCACGGCAGCGCAAAGACGCACAUCAGGAGAUUGCCGUAUUGCAACAAUUGGAGUAUCCAAACAUUAUUCGUUAUGUAGAGUUUUAUGAGGAACAUCCACAUUUGUAUAUUGUGAUGGAGUAUGCUGAUGGUGGUGAUGUCUACACACACCUUAAACAUCUACGCAGUAGUGUAUGGGCACUUGGUAGUGGUGGAAGUGGAGGAUUAACAGAGGAGCAGGUGAUUAGUCUUUUUGUUCAAACUACUAUGGCAGUAAAAUAUAUGCAUGAUCGACGUUUACUACAUCGUGAUAUUAAAUCCCAAAAUGUUUUUCUUACGCAUAAUCAUGUAGUAAAAUUGGGUGACUUUGGCAUUAGUACAGUCUUGAUGAGUACUGUCGCAAUGGCACAGACCAUGUGUGGAACUCCAUGCUACUUCUCACCGGAAUUAUGUCAAGGCAAACCAUAUAAUAAUAAAUCCGAUGUUUGGGCAUUGGGAAUAUUAUUAUAUGAAUUGUGUACAACAGGUCGAUUGCCAUUUGAGGCAACAACCAUGAAUCGACUCAUGGAUGAUAUUUGCCAUAAAGAACCACGACGUAUUCCAUCCAGUUUCUCAGAAGAGUUAUGGAAUCUUGUUCAAUGGAUGUUAAAGAAAGAUCCAAGACAACGUCCAGAUGCGGGGCAAAUUCUCCGAUCUCCAGUACUCGUGCGGGCCAUUCCUGAUGUUGUGAAGAAACUAAGUGCCACCGAUCCCCGCUGUGAAGUGGAGUACUCUCGUCUAUUGGGAUCAGACGCAAAGCCACUACCACCAGUUCGACCAGGUGUAGAAUUACAGAAUCAACUAUCACAUCAACAUCAACAUCAAAAGCAAGAGGAUGGGAAAGAACAUGGACGAGCGGGAAUGUUUCCUUCUUCUGGUUUGGUUGCAGCUGUAGUGGCUGCAGGGGCUAAACGUCAUGAUUUAUUUCGCAAACCAAAUGAUGAAUAUCCAUUUAGUCGUGGAGAUGCUGUGGGGAAUGGCCGGCAGGGUCUAGAGCUGAACAGACCAGUAAAGCCACCACCAUCACCAUCUCCACUACUGCGAGAACAGAAGAAGAAAGAGGAAAAAGAAUAUGGAUUAGCUCCACUAAAGGCACCUCUUGCAGGAGAAGGAGCAGGAGGAGGACAAGCAGCAGAAGGUGGGGAAUCAAAGUAUAACCCUAUUCUUCUACAAGGAAAGGUAAAUUAUUUCAAGGGGAAAGAUGUAGGAGUAAAGAACGACCAUCGUGAAUCUCCAUAUGGCUUGAAUGAACCUCGUGAGAAUGUAGUAGAUAAAAAUCUCAAAGAGAAAAAAGAUGCUGUUACUAGUGCAGUAAAUAAAGAGCAAAAAUCACAACAAGAUCCACAAAAACGAUCACCUCCAAAGAAACCAAUUGCUAAAGUGGCCUUACAAGAUUUAUUUCUAUUAUAUGAUGAGAAAAAGAAACGUAUUAUACAAGAACGUGAACAACGUUCUAAUGUGCGGAAUCCAAUGAAUUAUCAACCUAAAGAUGCUAUUUCUUUCCGUGGAAAAUCAGCAGAAGCAGCAGCAGUUCCAAUAGAUGCUGAAAGAUCUGAACUAUCAGAGAAUGUACAAAGACAAAAUUCCCCACAACCACCAACACCACCACCAAGACGAAAGUUAAGUGAUGUUCUAGAAGAAAAAGCAAAUGAAGAGGUAACGAAGAAGGAAAAGGAUAUUAAUCCUUCUUUAACUCCUGCAUCUCAAAAUGAAACUGUAGAAAAAAUGAUUGGUGAAGAUGCUGAUAAAAAAGGAAAUGUGGAGUCGCAAAAUGAACUUGCAUUCGUCUUACGUGAACUAACCAAUCAUUUUGAAUCUGUUCAUAGUAGUAUGGCUCGUUCACAGAGUGGACGUAGUAGUCCUGGUAUGAAUGCCACACCCCGGCGUCACAUUAGUGAGACAGGUAGUAAUGAAGAUGAUAAUAAUAAUAAUAAUCGUAGUCCUUCUACUCCCUCUCAAGGGAUAGGGGAAGGGGAAGAAAAGGAUAUUCUUGGUAAUGCAGAUUAUGAUGAUUAUAAUGUUCAUGAUGAGGAUCCUGGACAAGAGUUUGCAGAUGCGAUGGGAACUACCCUGGAUUUAAAGAGUUUACAACGUUCACCCACCUCACCUGGGGCGAUUCCAGUGGAAAGUGAUGGUAACGCCAUGCAGGAACGCAUUCCAUUAAAUAUUGCACGUUACGCUGCGGUAUCUCCAGCACGCUCUCAAGCUAUACCGUCUCUUUCUGCCUCAGGCCGACAAGGCCGAGAUGCUUUACGGAAUAUGGAUGAAAAGAAUAAUAAUAAUAAUAAUAAUAAUAAGGGUGAAGUACAGACAGAUGGGGUUUCUUUAAUGAAGGAACAACCAACAUCAUCUCCCAGUCAAGGUGUUAUUCCAGGAGAAGAAUAUGCGGUAGAUGGAUUGAUGGAAGAAUAUGGUCCACCUUUUAAUGGUGGAUGUUUAUGUGAUGGAGUACAAUUCAAUGGUGAUGCCUCUACUAUAUACGGUAGUUUUGUCUGUAAUUGUGUGGUGUGUUCAAGAUUCUCUGGGGCAAUGAUGGGUGUAGAAUGGCUACAUCUUCCUGAUGUUUCGCUAGAAGCCUUCUUUUCUACACUGACAGAAAUACAAGGUGAGGAAACACCUGCUGCUGCUGCUAAAUUAAAUGAUGUAACACCAGCAGGGGCAGGCGUGGUAGCAGCACAGGCACUUGCAAAGGCCUCUACACCAUCUGCAGCAAGGAGAAAUGAAGCAGCAGCAACAGCAGCAGUAGUAGUAGGAAAAUCUGAGGAAAAAGGAAAAGAGGGAAAAGAUGUAGCUGUGCUUAUGCCAUCCUUAACCAGACUUGUAUUGGAAGUCCCUGUGGCGAGUGGAGGCAAUACAGAUGGUAAUGACGACAGCAACAACAACAACAACAACAACAACAACAAAAAUGAUGAUGACAAUAAAGAUGUCACUGGAGUGCAGGUAAUGGGGGAGUUCACGGUAUAUUUCUGCAGUAGAUGUGGUUGUACAAUUGGUAUGACCCAUUAUGAUAUUGAAGGUGGGCUACUCGCCAAAGCGGCACUUUCUGAUGUGAGUCUCGCGGUUUUGGAGUCUUUCCAACAGACCGUGGGGCAAACCACUAUGUAA
Molecule: messenger RNA, 3321 nt
Organism: Trypanosoma theileri
Lineage: Eukaryota; Euglenozoa; Kinetoplastea; Trypanosomatida; Trypanosomatidae
Product: putative protein kinase
Exons: 1
Coding region: 1-3321 (1106 amino acids)
Biological process (GO): protein phosphorylation
Molecular function (GO): protein kinase activity; ATP binding
Source: RefSeq, a predicted model, not a curated record